UAUUCUGUUUCUGUUUUCUAUUCGCUCUAUUGUCCUGUAUGAUUUGUUCGAAAGCAACGAUUAUUGCUGUUAAACAGUACAUUAAUUAAGAGUAAAAUAAAAUUUAUUUUCUCUUUCACAUUACAGCGUUAUCCUUAAUCUUUUUACGAACUUUCCUUUUUUUAGUUUGAAAUGCUUUGAUGAGUAAGCAAUGAAAUUUAUUUAUGGUAAGGUGAAGAAUUGACAUGUUUGGCCGGCUUAAGUUCAAUAUGAGAGUGCUAGGUUUUUUUUCCUUGACUUUGCUUUUAGCUGUUAUCCUUAGUGUGAAACUUUUGGCUGAUGCCCUUGAAAAUUCAAAAAAUUAUGAAAGAAAUGAUUCAGAAUAUUUAUUGCUGAGUAGAAAACUUGAUAAUUUAACUUUACAAGUUAAUAAACUGCAAGAUCUAACAUCAAAGCCAUUUCCUAGAGUAAAAAAAUUAAACUACAUGAACAAGAAGAGGAUAUUGGUGACAGGAGGUGCAGGAUUUGUAGGCAGUCAUCUUGUUGACCGACUCAUGUCUGAAGGUCAUGAGGUGACAGUUGUAGAUAACUUCUUCACAGGUUCAAAGAAAAAUAUUGAACAUUGGAUAGGGCAUGAAAACUUUGAACUAAUUCGACAUGACAUCAUUAAUCCUUUGUACGUAGAAGUCGAUCAAAUCUACCAUUUGGCCUCUCCAGCUUCUCCUCCUCAUUACAUGUUCAAUCCAGUGAAAACAAUCAAGACAAAUACCAUUGGAACUAUAAAUCUACUAGGUUUGGCCCGUCGAGUAGGAGCACGGAUACUUGUUGCUUCCACAUCAGAAGUGUAUGGAGAUCCAAUGGUUCAUCCACAAAAUGAAGAUUACUGGGGCCAUGUUAAUCCAAUUGGCCCUCGCUCUUGUUAUGAUGAAGGAAAGCGUGUGGCAGAAGCAUUAAGUUAUGCUUAUGCUAAGCAGGAAAAAGUUCAAGUUCGAGUGGCACGUAUUUUCAAUACCUAUGGACCAAGAAUGCAUAUAAAUGAUGGACGUGUUGUUAGUAAUUUUAUUCAACAGGCACUUCAGAAUAAUUCAAUAACAAUUUAUGGUUCUGGUAAACAAACCAGAUCAUUUCAGUAUGUUAGUGACUUAGUUGAUGGAUUGAUAUUGUUGAUGAACAGCAAUUACAGUUCACCAAUAAAUUUAGGAAAUCCUGAUGAAUAUACAAUUGAAGAAUUUGCUUCUGUUAUUAAAGAGAUUAUUGGUGGUGUCAGUCCAAUUGUGAAGCAAAGUGGAGUACAAGAUGAUCCUCAACGCAGGAGACCUGAUAUAAGAAGAGCAAAGUUAUAUUUGGGAUGGAGUCCGAAAGUUCCUUUAACUCUAGGCCUAAAGAAAACCAUUAAGUAUUUUGAAAAAGAGCUUAUGAAGGAAAAUGCCAAAGAUCAACCAGUAUAAAAUAGUUAUCUAUAAUUACAAAGCAUUUAUGUAAAUAACACUGUUGCAUAUGUUAUUAUCAAAAUUGUGUCAUUUGUGUAUUAUAUUUUAAUAUUGUUCAUCUAUAAAAAAAUAAAUAUAA
Messenger RNA from Argiope bruennichi, 1548 nucleotides. RefSeq names its product UDP-glucuronic acid decarboxylase 1-like. The record is from RefSeq and is a predicted model, not a curated record. The coding region runs from base 225 to 1427 and encodes 400 amino acids. The transcript has 10 exons. Gene Ontology annotation, biological process: D-xylose metabolic process. Gene Ontology annotation, molecular function: NAD+ binding; UDP-glucuronate decarboxylase activity. Gene Ontology annotation, cellular component: cytoplasm. NCBI's taxonomy places the organism in Eukaryota, Metazoa, Arthropoda, Arachnida, Araneae, Araneidae.